AUGGUCUUGUACCUGUUGUCGUACAUUUUCUCCGACAUUGCCAGUGGCUACAACCACCUGGCAACCGCAGCCGAGCGGGUCGUGACCUCGGCUGGCGAAGAGUUGGAGAGAUGGCUCUGGGAGUCCGGCGUUGCCGACUCCCUGAUGGCGCUGGGAACUGUGCACGAAGAGGAGAUCCUGCCCUUCGUUGUGCUUUUUUUGUGCUGUUUGGUCUUUGUCAUUGGGUCAAUUUACUUCCAAUGCACGCCUGAUCCGUGGCGUGCACUCCAAGACAAGAUCGACAACCGGUUCAAUGCGGAGGUUGCCAGGAUAUGCUGGUUUGCUCGCGUAGGCGGAAUCCUUGUCAAGUUCACCUACACCCAUAUCGUCAAGGUCGUUUACGACAGAUGGGUCCGGGAUUCCGUCAAUCGCGUCUGCAGCCGCCUUGUAGGGGCACCAGCAGACAUCCCAACCCCUGAGCCAGGGUUUAUCCCGGGGGGUUUCCCGCAUUUUGACGUCGACGACGGCGAUGCCAGAGACGUCCAAGCCCAAAAGGACAAGCAGGAGGAGGACACUCGGCGACGAAGCAAGUUGGGCGAGCUUGCAACCGAGCUGGGUGAUCUCCGGGCAACAGUGGCCUCGCUCGCUGAGAAGCUUGCUGAGGCCAACAAGCAGGCCAAGGAAGCAGAGGACAGACGGUUCUUCUGCACGACCAUCUCUGGAAACAGCGCUCCCCAGAAAGCGCCUCCCUCUCCACGCGUCAGCCAGGCUGCCGUGGAGACCAUCCAUCUUCUCCAGCAACAGCUGGCGGAGAUGAUGGAAGAGGCCGCUGGCCUCCGGGGGGAGCUUGCUGCGGCCAGAGCUGCUGUAGAGGUGGUCGCUCCGGCCCCGGUGGCGCCAGUGGCUGUUGUUGUUGUUGACACCGUGGAAAUCGGUGUCCAGACGGACCUCCCAUCGCGUCCUUCUUCUCCUCUUCCAGAAACGGAAGAAGAGGCUAAGGCGGUGGUGGGGGUUGCCCCUGUUGUCGUUGACACAGGGUGCCAAACGGACGAUCUUCCUUUGGAAGUGGCUUCCGUUGUCGCCGAAAAGGCGACACAAACCGUCGUCGACAACAACACCACUGUCGACACUGGGGUCCAGACAGACCCGGAAGACUCUGUCUCCGAGCCUGCUGUUCCUGUUGUCCCUGCCUCUGUCCUGGAGUCCCGCGAUGCGGAGGUUCGGUCGUUGAAGGCCGAUUCAGAACGACUCCGGGGUGAAAUCCAGUCGAUGACUGGUGAGCUGGCCACUGCUCAGAAUGCCGUCAUCGCCAAAGGUCAAGAGCUGACCGAGAGCCGGGAGCGUUUCACCGCGCUCGACCAUGCCUACCAACAAACGACGGCCAAUUCCCAGGGCAACCAAGAGUUGGCCCGCGCAAGGGAGGCGCUCGAAGCCGCCUCCGCCAGCAACCUGCAGUUGCAGGAACGCUUCCAGGCCGGCCGCAGCCAGUUCGAGGCGGGCAAGGCUCAGUUCGAUGAACUGAAGCGGAAGAACGACGAGGCGGUCGCCGAAAAGGCGGCACAAACCUCUUCCUUCGCGGAGGAGAGGGCAUGCCUCGUCGCUGGUCGGGUCCAACUCGACACGGAGGUGAAAAGCCUCCGGGAGCGCCUGGGAGGCGUGGAAUGGGCCGGCAAGAAGCUGGCCAAAGAGUUGCACGAGGUCCAGGAGGCGUCCAGUAAAAAGGACGCCCAGCUGGCCGCACUCAAGGCCCAGCUCGAGCCGCUUCGGGCCCAGACCACGCCGGGGGCGUCGGUCACGACAACAGCGGUGGCUCUCCCAGCAGCUGCAGCAGCAGCACCAACAACUCCGGCCGGCCGACAACAAUCAAGCUCGCCGACAUCGCGAGCUUCCAGCGCCGCCGGAGUUGUUGGAGGAGGCAACACAACGCCUCGGCUGGGAGAGUCCCCGCUCAUGGGGGGUUCGAGGACGGCGCCGCGAGGAGCGCCCGAGUCCCUCCACCGUGUGAUCGGCGACCUCACGCGCCGCGUUGCGGCGCUGACGGAGGAGAAGAAGAAGGAGGCGGAGGCCAAGGAUGACCUCCUGCUGGAGCUGGAGCUCCUCAAGGAGCUGCACAAAAAGGACGACGAGGAGGCCCAAGCUGAGUUGGACGCAGCGAGGGCCAGACUCGACCAGCAUCGCGCCGAAAUCGGCGAGAUGCAGUGGCAGCUCCGGACAAGGGAGAUCGACCUUGCCGUGGCGACCAGCAAGGCUGACGCCGCCAGAAGCCAGUAUGAGGCCUCGAAAGAGGCCGUCGGCGCGUUGGAGGUGGAGGUCGGCAACCUCGACCCUGAGCGUCGUGCAGCCACUAUACGCAAGGGGAAGCGUGUGGCUCGCGACGACGCUCGGGAGUCGGAGGAAGCCAAGAGGGCCUUCACCGAAGACGACCGCCAUACUGGCAUGGCGGCGAGAGAGCGCGAUGCGCUCUACGCCACGGCAUCGUCGUCUCAGGAGUCUCCAGGCGACCAGCAGCCUCCAGAGGAUGAGGCUGAGCUGUAG
Messenger RNA from Exophiala dermatitidis NIH/UT8656, 2514 nucleotides. RefSeq lists its product as uncharacterized. Lineage: Eukaryota; Fungi; Ascomycota; Eurotiomycetes; Chaetothyriales; Herpotrichiellaceae. The record is from RefSeq and is a predicted model, not a curated record. The transcript is spliced from 2 exons. The coding region runs from base 1 to 2514 and encodes 837 amino acids.